UAGGUUAGAUCUCCCAAACUUGUCCACGUCAUUUUUAGCCAACCAGUGGAACAGAAGACCUGUUAUAGAUCAACUUCAAAUGCAAAAAAUAAAUGACAACAUUAAGAAUACCAUAGUAUAUCCUACCUAGGUUGUAAUUAACUGGUGGGUUUUCUUCAUUGUGUAUUAUUCAACACUAAAUACCUGCGAGUACAUUAGUAGUUGACUUUGACUUCUCUCGUCAAUCUAUCUAUCUACCCUAGGUAGUAACACGAUCAGAUCGGAUCGAUCGUAUCACAAAGCCUUUGAAUAUGGGAAUGAAAGAGGACCUUGGCUCAGACCCCCCGUGUCACCCACGUGCAUGCGCGAUACAAGAUUGCCUUGGGAAGAAUGGAUAUAACGAGGCAAAAUGUUCACAUUUGGUCGAUGCCCUUUACAAGUGUUGCGAUGCCUUCUACCAAAAACAUGGUGAUUACGCAACUAGUGUCUGUUGCCCGAAAGCCAGUCUUCUACGAUUGAAGAUGAAGCAAAGACAGGAACAGCAGGAUAAAUAGAAUCAACGAUGAUCCUGUGGUCUUCAACUGUAAUCAUAUCAUAUGUAUAUAGUGGGAGUGGUGUAUGUAUGUUCGGUAUUCAAUGGGAUGGAGGAGCGUGGUUAUGUUCUACAACUCUUUAUUCACGUCAACCUGAACAAAGAAGGCAGGCAACAUUUACAGAGAGUAGAAAUCGUUCUGGGCGAUCAUUGAGCGCGCAAGAGAUCCGCAUGGGACCUGGACAAGCAUUGAAAAAGAAAUAUCUAGCUUGUCCCGAGACUCUAAUAUGAAUGCCGGUGACAUUUAUGAUGAGAGAAAAAGGAAAAAACAUUGAAAAUUUUGGGUGAGAAUUUCUUACUUUGUACUCUGUGGAUGGGCGGGUCCGAUGGGGCUAAUUCUCUAUUGUGAUUGGUUAAACUCAAUGUGAGUUUGUUCUGUGG
Molecule: messenger RNA, 952 nt
Organism: Hypoxylon fragiforme
Lineage: Eukaryota; Fungi; Ascomycota; Sordariomycetes; Xylariales; Hypoxylaceae
Product: DUF1903-domain-containing protein
Exons: 4
Coding region: 291-533 (80 amino acids)
Cellular component (GO): mitochondrial intermembrane space
Source: RefSeq, a predicted model, not a curated record